AUGUCGGUUUCUGGUGGCGCUGUCAUCGUCGGCCGUCGUAACACCCGCCAUCACGUCGAGAAUCGUUUUUACUGCCCGCCCGCCCUGCGAAAACAGAGACAACAGCAGGAGCAGGAGCAGGAGCAGGAAUUGACGUUGAUGGAGAAUAACAGACCUUGUUCCUCUUCUGAUAACUCCGUUUCUUCUUCACAUGAGACAAUAUGCGAAGCUUCCAAUUUGUGUAAAUUCAUACAACAUACCACUCCUUUUGUUCCCGCUCAAUACCGGCCCAUGAGAAGUAAGAGGAGAUUGAAAACAAUGGAGACAGAAUUGCAACCGUACUUUGUGCUUGGGGACUUGUGGGAAUCUUUUAAGGAGUGGAGUGCAUAUGGGGCUGGUGUUCCAUUGGUGUUGUCUGGUAACGAAUCUGUUACACAGUAUUACAAUGUCUCCUUGUCUGCUAUUCAGCUGUAUAUUGAUCCAUCGAAUCCUUCCGUGCGGCUAAGGAAACCUAGUAAGGAGAGUGAUUCCGAAUCAGCUAGAGAAACAAGCAGUGAUAGCAGCAGUGGCUAUCCUCAUGAAAGAGGAACAAGGUGUGUAGUUAAUGGCAUUUCGAACCAGCCUAGCUUUUCAGAUGCACACAGUCAUGGUCUGGAAAGAGUUUCACUAGAAAGUAAACCUGACUCAUGUCCAUCAAGUGAUGAGAACGGAAGCUGCGGUGCUCUUGGUCAGCUUGUAUUCGAAUACUUUGAGCUUGAUAUACCUUAUAAUCGUGAACCAUUAUCAGAUAAGAUUCAUGAUCUUGCUGAACAAUUUCCUCAGUUGAAGACAUACCAGAGCUGUGAUCUUUCACCUUCAAGUUGGGUUUCAUUUGCUUGGUAUCCGAUAUAUAGAAUACCUGUCGGCCCCACACUAAAGGACUUGAGUGCUUGUUUCAUCACCUUCCAUUCGUUGUCAACAGCUUCACAGAGUCUAACUACCAUUAAUUGUUCGAAAGAUAGGGACAUAACAUCCAAGCUAUCACUACCAAUGUUUGGCUUUGCCUUUCAAAAGUUCGAUGUUUCUGUUUGGGAUCCUGAAGGGGAUUUUGAAGGUCAGAAAGCCAAUUCUCUGCUGCGAGCUGCUCACAACUGGAUUAGGCAGUUGCAAGUUUUACAUCCUGAUUUCAGACACUUUACUACUCAUUAUGCAUAUGUGUAG
Molecule: messenger RNA, 1179 nt
Organism: Vicia faba (fava bean)
Lineage: Eukaryota; Viridiplantae; Streptophyta; Magnoliopsida; Fabales; Fabaceae
Source: the annotation of a GenBank genome assembly